GAUCAGAGCCGCAAACGCUUAGCUGUCAUUGACACAAAAGUUGUUCAAGCUUGCGAGUGUGUAACGAAAUUGUGUGUUAUAACUGUACAUCACUUAAUUAUAAGAAAUUUAGUGUACUUAAUAUCAAUAUCAACUUAAGUUAUACAAAAUGAAUCCCUAUCAAGGUCAGCCACGUUAUCUACACAAUAUCGGAUUUAGCAACACAGCUCCGCAGUCUUUUGGAAACCCGUUGCCGAUGCCAGGCUUCCCUACGAUGGGAUAUCCAGCGCCACAGCCUGGUUAUCCUAACACAGGAUCUGGCUAUCCGCAACAAUCGCAAGGCUAUCCGCAACAAUCUCAAGGAUAUCCGCAACAAACACAAGGGUACCCUCAACAAACUCAAGGAUAUCCUCAAUCGCAAGGUUAUGCACAACCUAGUUCUGGUUACCCAAGUCAAGGAUACCCCCAGCCAAACUCUGCUCAAGGUUAUCCUCCUGCUCAAGGCUAUUCGCCUGCUCAAGGCUAUCCGCCUGCUCAAUCUGCACCAUCACAGCAAGGCUAUCCUCAAAGUUCUAGUUAUCACCAGUCUAAUCAAUAUCAGGGGUAUCCCCAAUCAACCAUCCAAAGUCAUCAAGUCAGUCAGGUUACUUCGAGUCCAGUGCAUGAACCGAAGUCCAAACCAACAGUAGUCCCUGUGAAUCCCUUCGACCCUCGUGAAGAUGCAGCGAUCCUACGAAAGGCUAUGAAAGGCUUCGGUACAGAUGAAAAAUCGAUUAUUCAAGUAUUGACUCGUCGCAGUAACGAACAACGUCUCCGAAUUGCGUUCGAGUUCAAAACUCUGUAUGGAAAGGAACUGGUGUCGGAUUUGAAGAGCGAAACCAGUGGGAAGUUUGAAGACUUGCUUGUGGCUCUUAUGACGCCAUUACCGCAGUUCUACGCCAAGGAGCUCCACGAUGCGACAGCGGGUAUUGGAACUGAUGAGGAUGUGCUCAUUGAGGUGAUGUGCACCAUGUCCAACCACGAGAUUAACGUCAUCAAACAAGCCUACACUGCAAUAUAUGGAACACUUCUCGAGGAUGACUUACGCGGAGAUACAUCAGGAAAUUUCAAGAGGCUUAUGACGUCAUUAUGCAUGGGUAAUAGAUCUGAAGAUUUCCAUGUCGAUCAGGGGAAGGCCCGAGAAGAUGCUAGAAGCCUGUUACAAGCAGGCGAACUUCGUCUCGGCACAGACGAAUCAGUGUUCAACGCGGUGCUGUGUUCCCGUUCAUUCCCACAACUGGCGGCUAUCUUCCAAGAAUACCAAUUCCUUACAGGCCACGACAUAGAUGACGCUAUCAAGGCGGAAUUCUCUGGUGACCUUGAAAAGGCUAUGCGGGCUAUUGUGAAAGUGGUCCGCAACAAGCCGCUAUUCUUCGCUGAACGUCUCCACAAGUCCAUGAAGGGUCUCGGCACUAACGACCGUCAGCUGAUCCGCAUCAUGGUGACCAGAUGUGAGGUCGAUCUCGGAGACAUCGCUGACAUGUUCCAAUCUAAAUAUGGGGAAUCUCUUCAGAGCUGGAUCGAGGGUGAUUGCUCCGGUCACUACAAGAAGUGCCUUCUGGGUCUGCUCGGUCUUUAUUAGACAAGUUGAUUAUAUUCACGCUAUUUUUUUCUUCUUGUCCACAAACGUGUUUUAAAGGCUUGUGUAAUCUCAUUAUACAUCAUUUACAAUUUUAAUGUGUAAGUGAUAGGUUUUAUAUUUGAAUUCUAAAUUUUUAUAUUAUAUAUAAACAUAUACAAGAGUAAGUAUACUAUCCGUAUUAACUCAUUUAACGUCGAAUGAGUUAAACAUAUACUAGUGUUCGUAAAAUAUUGCCACAAUUAUGGCCUGAUAAAGCCUAUACAAAACAUUAUUAUUCAUUUAUAAUACAAAUUAAAUUACGAAUUAUUAUAUAUAUUAUAUUGCUGAAUCGAUUAAUCAAGCCGUCCGAUUGAUCUGUUUUCGAACAUUUUGUAUUUUUUAAGGAUAUUAUUGCGAAAUGGAAAUAUUAUCUCAUGUAUUUAUUUAUAUGAAAACGAAUCAAUUGUUACAUAAAUGCAUUUAUAUAUGCAUUAUCUCAAAAUACAUUGUUUCUAUAACUGUAGUUGUUUUAAAAUAAAAUUUAUACACAAAAUUAUUUGGAAUUAUAAAAAUAUUAAAAUUAGAUUAACAAUAGUAACAUUACAGAAGAAUUAGUUUCUAAUAUUGGAUGCACAUAUAAAAGAACUGUUGAAAGAUAUAUUGUUUAUGAAAAUAUAUUGAAAUGUGCCUUUGUAUACAAAAUACUUUAUAUAUAUGUGUACCACAGCUUAUCUUUAUAACAGUUAUUGGUUUUCACGUGAAGUAUAUUUUCAACGUAUAAAUAUUUAAAAACGCCAUAACACGACUUUUAUAUUUAUUAAAAACAAUAUUGAGAGCCCCAUUUCAAAUAUACGGUUUUUUUCAUAGGCAGAUUUAAUAUUAAGACAUUUAUAAAAUUCUUAAAUAAAAAAUUUCUAUAUACACCAGUAACGUAUUUACUUGAAUUAUAUCAUGAUUCGGUCGUUAACUCGCAGCGCAGAGCAAUCUCGUGAAGGUUUCACACGCGGCACAACUUACGUUCAUGCACGCUCGAAUGCGUGUGCGCUCGUACAUGCGACUCGUAACAUUCGACACUAUAUGAGUCCCUGCGAUGUCGCGGCUCCUAUUAGCGCCUCUGUCAGCUUUUGAUGCUUGUCAUGUUAUUAAUAUUAAUAUUGGCAUUAAAUAACUCUGCGCUGCGCUUCGCAAGGUGUACGGCGGACAAUGUUUGACUUUUUUAUUCAAUAGCAUAUUGUCGAGAGAUUUUAAUUUUACUCUAAAAAUAUUUUCUUAUGAGUUUUUUCAUCAUUUAAAUUUCACUGCAUUUAUUUACAUAGUUCUGGAAUAUUCUUUCACAUUUAAAAAAGUAUUACAGCUUUACAAUAAUUUAAUAAAUUGAUUGAAUUCUCAUUAUUAAUUAUAGCUAGUUAAAAAAAAAAUGUUUUUUAACCCAGCGAUUAUUUAUCAGUUUAUAAUUUCUAUAUAUGUUUUAAAAUUUUGUUUUGAUCUCUGAGAAUUACAAUUCAUCAAUGCAUAACAUUAAUUUUUUUUUAAAAUGCUACGGUUCUGGCAACAUUGAAUCUCAUCCCCACCUUAAUUUUACAACAACAAUUAUUCUUAUUACUAUUAGAAUUAAGAAUAGCUUGUAAUAUAAUUUAGCCACGUCUUUAAACUACAAUUCACUGAAAUUACAUACUUUUAAAUUGACAUUCAUAUAAAUAAUUUAUAAUUAAAUAACAAAUAAUUAUGACAUAAAAUAAAGAAAAUCAUAUUUUCAGUAAUAAAAUAAAUAUAUUUUUCUGAUUAUUAUAAUAAUAUAUGACAAAGAAUAAUUCUAUGUACCACGCACACACGAGGGAGCAGACAGCGAGCGGACAGGCAUAACGGUAUUUAUACCGUCAUGUUUUUUGCCGUCACAGCAUGGGAAUCGGUCUUACCCCUUAAGUGCGCCGUUUGAUGUUUCACAACAAAAAAGUGAAAAGAAAUUAAAUAUUUUGAAAGGACGUGGCUAGAAACGCUUGUAUCGGCUUUGCGGUAAAAUGAAACGAUAGUGCUACUUGAGGCCAACAAAAUACUUUUAUAUAACGUUAUGAAUGGUUAUUUCGGUAUACAAAUAAAACUGUUGUAUUGAUGUGUCUAAUAAAUGUUCUUAUCAA
Molecule: messenger RNA, 3714 nt
Organism: Nymphalis io (European peacock)
Lineage: Eukaryota; Metazoa; Arthropoda; Insecta; Lepidoptera; Nymphalidae
Gene: Anxb13
Product: annexin B9-like
Exons: 9
Coding region: 149-1600 (483 amino acids)
Cellular component (GO): cytoplasm
Molecular function (GO): calcium ion binding; calcium-dependent phospholipid binding
Source: RefSeq, a predicted model, not a curated record